Messenger RNA from Symbiodinium sp. CCMP2592, 2121 nucleotides. NCBI's taxonomy places the organism in Eukaryota, Dinophyceae, Suessiales, Symbiodiniaceae. The record is from the annotation of a GenBank genome assembly.
AUGGCUAAAUUCGCUUCCCUGGAAAACCUCCAUACCGCAUGGCUGCGGGACAGGGAGAUCGCUCAACGGCUGGAUGCCGGAGGGCGUUUGGUUCGGUCCUAUUAUGGGCUCUUUGUCAGUGCUUCUGAAUUGCAUUGUGUGCAUAACAAAGCCUUGCUGACUCCAUACAUGAUUCGGCAACGCCGAGAGAAAACCCUUGACAUUCCAGAUGUUGAGUCGUUGAAAUCAGAGUUGAAGGCUUUGUAUCAGGCCCGGCUUGCACAGAAGGAGAAGCAUGGGAAGAAACAGCCAAAGGCUGUGCUUGAAGCCAGCAUGGCUUUGGUUGAAGGAAAUUGCCAUCUUGAUGCCAAGACCAUGAAACGCCUUCUGUCUUAUGCUCGGGCUCGGUUCUUGAAGCAGGGUGCAAAGGUUAAAAAUCCGGACUUCGCCAUUCUGCUGAGCUACUGGGGCGAUGAAGACAAGUAUCCAAAGGGCGGAAAGUGCACCCGUUGGAGUUGCAAAGAGGUUGAAGCUCGGGCUGAGGAGGACGAAGCCGCAGGCCUUCAUGAUGCAAUGCAAGAGGGUUAUGAAGGAGAGGAGGAGGAGGAUUGGGAAAAUGAUGAGGUGGUUGAGCCUCCAUGUGUGGAGGAAAGCCAUGCAGAGAAGCCACCCAGCAAGCCCGUGCAAAGCGAUGGAGAGAAGCCCCCCAGCGAGCCCAUGCAAAGCAAUGCAGAGAAGCCCCCCAGCGAGCCCGUGCAAAGCCAUGCAGAGAAGCCGCCCAGCAAGCCCAUGCAAAGCCAUGAGAAGCCUGGUGUCAUUCAUACUGACAGUUCGAGGUCCAUUGGUAGUUUGGCAAGCAGUGCAUCGCUGGCGACGACGGUUCUAGAGACUCCAGAUCCCAAGCACAAGUGCUUUUCAGAAGCAGGUAAUGGGCAGAUCACGCCAUCCCCUCCCUCGUUGCCUGUGCUCGUCAAGGAGGUGUUGCUGGUGGUAGACUCACCUAAAAAGGUCAUUAAGCAGGAGCCCGUGGACAAGACCCUGGCUGAUGUUUUGGCUGAGACGGAUGCCUUUGACCGAGAGGCAGCUUUGCGGGAGUUGGCGAAGCUUGAAGCAGAGCUUUUACACUUGGAGACUUCGCGCGGGAAGCCGGAUCCGAGCCAGAUUUCCCGACGUGAGCUCGCCUGGUCCAAUGACAAUGAUGAGACGCAGGUGGCUACCGAGAGCCAGAUCACGGAAGCAAUGGCACAGGCUGCAAAGGACAAGACUCCUGAAAGGGAUGAUAUGGAGAAGGAGCCGGAGCUUGCAAGGGCCAAGGCGGUUGAAUCUCUUGUGCCAGUUGUUGUGACUCGGGAGGACCAACUUUUAGCUCGGCAGCAGAGAAAAGCUGAGGCCGAGGCCAAGAAGCUGCAGCAGAAGAAAGAUAAAGAAGAGAAGGAGCUGAAGAAGAAAGAGAAAGAAAAUAAUGCUCACAAUGAAGAGAUUGCAGAUAAGAAGACUCGGAGGACAGCUGCUAAGAGCAAGGCCAAAAAACAGGCCGCUGAACCAAAGGAGCCUCCUGUGGCUGGGGAUGAAUGUGAGCAGGGAGCUGAGGGUGAGGAGCCCACGCCAUCGGCCCCAGCCUGUGGUGGUGGAAGGGCCCGAGGUGGUGGCAGGGGUCGGGGCGGUAGGGGUCGGGGCGGCCGGGGCCAGAAGAGGGCAGCAAAUCAAGAGCAGAUCAACCCGACCCCUGUGAAGCGAGUCCGUGGAAAGCAAGCAGGCAAGGGAGCAGCAGGUGUUGCUGUGCCUGAGGAGGGGGAGCAGGCUGCAGGGCGACGCAAAAGGAGGAAGAGUGGCCUUGCCGAGACCCUCGAGCAAGGGAAGGCUUUGGCAAGGAGCAAGGCAGAGGCGCUAGCGCAGGGCGUUUCCCCAGAAGAGGAGGCAUCUAGACCCAGAUAUGUUGUGGUUUUCGUUGUGUGUGCAGAGAGGAUGAGAGAUUCAUUGCAUGAUGGAUGUUGUGGUUCAAUCAAGAUAUGUGUGCUCAUAUGUUGCCAAGGAAAAGACCCGUUGCAAGGGUCUCAUCUUGAAGACCAAUGGCACCCUGAACAAUUACACUUUGAUGGUUUAUUGGUCACGGCCUGGUGUUGGCAUCAAGAAGAAUGCUGA